This is a messenger RNA of Xenopus tropicalis (tropical clawed frog), 626 nucleotides long. RefSeq lists its product as uncharacterized. The transcript is spliced from 5 exons. Bases 1 to 420 code for a protein of 139 amino acids. NCBI's taxonomy places the organism in Eukaryota, Metazoa, Chordata, Amphibia, Anura, Pipidae. The record is from RefSeq and is a predicted model, not a curated record.
AUGACUUAUGGUAAAUGUCAGUUUGAGUCUUUGGCUGAUGCAAUUUUCGAUGCAUUUGGAAGUUACAAGAGUGAAGAAAAAGUUCUGGAUGAAGCAAAAAUAGAUUCUUCAUCAUGUGGAACCCAAAUCAAGGAACCCCCUAUGGGCAGCCUCCUUGCCCCCCACCUGGUGGCUGGGUUCCCCCUUCAGGGGUCUACCCUCCUGGCUACCAACCAUACCCUGGAUACCCAACUCCUGCUCCUCCCCCUCAAGUUUAUUGCCCUCCUCCCCCUCCAUGUCCCCCUCAAUACCCAAUUGUAUAUCCAGCUGGCUGUGGCCCCCAUUGUGGGCCCCAUUGUGGGCAUCAUCACCAUCACCAUCACCAUCACAAACACCAUAAACAUGGAUUUGGAAAGUGGCACUGACAAGGGUGAUCGAUGACAAGAUGGAAUCAAAUGUCAGUUUCUUCCCAUUUGAGAACCUGCCAUCGCAUAUAAUCACUCCUGUUGCAAUGCAUAUAUAUAAUAUUUGUAAUGUACGUGAAUAUGAUUACUUACUUAUUUUAUGUUUGGUGAUUCCCUGUUGCAUUUGUAUUAUACAGAAAGGCCAUAUGGCUAGCAAUAAAGAAACCUCUAAAGUACUAUGUU